Messenger RNA from Pseudomassariella vexata, 1728 nucleotides. RefSeq names its product drug resistance protein. Gene Ontology annotation, molecular function: transmembrane transporter activity. The record is from RefSeq and is a predicted model, not a curated record. Lineage: Eukaryota; Fungi; Ascomycota; Sordariomycetes; Amphisphaeriales; Pseudomassariaceae. Gene Ontology annotation, biological process: transmembrane transport. The transcript has 4 exons. Bases 1 to 1728 code for a protein of 575 amino acids. Gene Ontology annotation, cellular component: membrane.
AUGGUGACAGAAGUGCCCUCAGAUACCCUCGAAAUCAAGAAGGCAGAGGAUAAUCACCACACCGCAACGAGUGCUACGCCGGCUUCGGGCCGCGAUCCCGCAAGAGGUGGGGUCGGCAACAAGCGCGACAAUGAAAAGACUGACGAAGACGACAGGAGCAGCAGCAGGAGCGAAGAGGCGUCCGAGUUGCCUUUCUCCAAGGCGAGGUGUAUCGCCUUGGUCGCUUGUGUAACUGGUGCAAGCUUUCUCAAUACACUUUCGAUCCAAGCGGUUGUCAUUAUCCUGCCCACAAUUGGCGAAGAUUUGGGCAUACCAGAAAGUCGACAACAAUGGGUCAUCUCAGCAUACUCGCUGACGUUUGGUUGUUUCUUGUUGCUAUGGGGACGCAUCGCUGAUAUAUGGGGGAAACGUCUCAUAUUCAUUCUGGGGAGUGCAUUCGUGGCGGUGACCAUGAUUAUAAAUCCAUUUCUACCAAGCGAGAUCCUGUUCAAUCUGUUCCGGGGACUACAAGGCCUUGGUGCUGCGGCCAAUGUGCCAACAGCUAUAGGAAUUCUAGGGGUAACCUUUCCGCCAGGGAAGGCAAAGAAUUAUGCAUUCAGCGCAUAUGCUGCCGGUGCGCCCCUGGGUAGUGUCUUCGGCAACCUUCUAGCAGGCUUCAUCGCGUCAUACACGAAUUGGAAAUGGGUCUUCGGCGCGCUCGCCGCCCUCGCCGUGGCCGUCACGGCUGCCGGGAUAUUUUUCAUCCCGCCUCCCCCGCCAAAGACAAUCGCAAGCACCGGAAGCGUCUCCUUAGCCCGCUCAGUCGACUGGUUCGGCGGCUUCCUGAUCACUGCAGGCAUCCUAGCCCUCCUCUUCGCUCUCACGGAAGGUAACGUCGUGGGAUGGGACACAGUCUGGAUCUACAUGCUCAUCGUCAUUGCACUGAUCCUCAUCGGCAUAUUCGUCGCCUGGCAGUACUACCAGGAGAAGCACACAAGCCGACCUCCCCUAAUGAAAGUGACCAUUUUCAAGAACAAACUCUUUAGCGUCGCUAUGGUGAUCAUGGCUAUGUUCUUCGCCUCCUUCAACGACUUCCUCAUCUAUGCUACGUACUUCUGGCAGGAAUACCAGAACCUUGGGCCUCUGCAGACGACGCUGAGGUUCAUACCCACUGGAGUCUGCGGCAUCAUUGUCGCCUUUAUCAUGUCGCGGCUCAUCUCCAAGGUACCCACAUACAUGCUUCUUAUGUUUGGCAAUCUAGCCGUCGCAAUAUCAUGCUUACUAUUCGCCAUUACUAUCCCCUCCAACACGAGCUACUUCGCCGUCGGUCUUCCAGCCAUGAUCCUCUCGGUUGUCGGCGCGGACGCCACAUGGCCUUGCCUGACGCUGUUCACCUCGAAAUCCCUGCCGAGCGAGGACCAAGCGCUGGGCGGGGCGCUGAUCAACGCCUCUGGGCAAAUUGGGAGGGCAAUUGGGCUAGCCAUCACUACGGCGCUGCAAACGGCAGUUAUGGCGAAGCAGAGGGGGUUACCCGUAGAGAGCGUGGGGAAAAUUGGAGCUUGGGAUCCAACUUCUUUGGUUGCUAUUAGGGCGGCAAAUUGGUUCAACUUCGCGUUGUCGCUUUGCUGCAUGGUUCUCGUUGGUUUGGCGUUUCGAGGGACGGGGAUUGUGGGGAAGAUUGAGAAACGGUCUGGGCGGGUUCGUGGGCAGGAGAGAAUCGUGGAUGAGGAGGAUAGUCGGCGGCCUUAG